Molecule: messenger RNA, 2274 nt
Organism: Eupeodes corollae
Lineage: Eukaryota; Metazoa; Arthropoda; Insecta; Diptera; Syrphidae
Gene: l(3)72Dn
Product: U3 small nucleolar RNA-associated protein 4 homolog
Exons: 3
Coding region: 128-2212 (694 amino acids)
Biological process (GO): maturation of SSU-rRNA from tricistronic rRNA transcript (SSU-rRNA, 5.8S rRNA, LSU-rRNA)
Cellular component (GO): small-subunit processome; 90S preribosome; t-UTP complex
Molecular function (GO): protein binding; RNA binding
Source: RefSeq, a predicted model, not a curated record
GUUACCACUCUAGCUAAGCUACCAACACGUGCAGUGGCAGUCGUCAAAAAUUCGAAAUUCACUUGUUUAUAAGUUACAAAAUUGUUCCUCAGAUCCUUUCCCUAAAAAACGUCCUUUAAAAAACACAAUGAAAAUGAAAGAAGAAGACCAAGAAGCCGAUGGUAGAACCAAAAUUCACAAUGUUCGCUUUUAUAAUUUAACUCCACGUCUGAUUGUUUGUAUGGCCUACAACAAAAUUAACAAGAAACUUGCACUUUCCAGAAAUGAUGGAACCAUUGAAAUAUGGGACAUGCAAUAUGCAUCAUUCCAGGAGAAGACCAUUGCCAGUGGAGAGGAUUCGUCUAUCGAGGGAAUGGCAUGGGCUGGAAAUCGCUUCUUCACCGUCGGCCUUACCGGUCAUCUCGUGGAAUGGGAUUUGGUGGCGCUGGCAAAGCGACAAUCUCAAAAUGCCACUGGCAACUCGAUCUGGUGUCUUGAUGUCAAUAUCGAAGGCACCCAAGUUGCCCUCGGCACCGAGGAGGGUUACAUAAACAUAUUCGACAUAAGCGACGACCAAAUGGCUUACAGUAAGCUCUUCGACAAGCAAGAGGGUCGAAUUCUGUGCUGCAAGUUUAACGCAGCCGGCGACCACCUUGUGACAGGCGGAAUUGACGCUAUUCGCAUUUGGGACGUGAAGAGCGGACAUGCCAUCCACAAGAUGUCCCUCACUAGGCCCAGCAGUGGCAAGGAAGUGAUUGUUUGGUCGCUUCAGGUCCUCCAGGACAUGACUAUCAUAUCUGGAGAUUCGCGUGGCAUCAUCACAGUGUGGGAUGGAAAGAGCGCGGCGUAUCUCGAGGAGCACACCGUUCUGAAGGCCGAUGUUCUGGCGGUGGCCGUGAACGAGGAAGAGAACAAGAUCAUCUGCUCGGGCAUCGAUCCCAUCAUACGGAUAUAUGCUUUAACAGAGAUAAAAAGGGAGGACGUGACCCUUAACAAGUGGGUUAAGUAUCGCCAGCGCAGUGUCCAUGACCACGACGUGAAGGCUCUGGUCUGUGUGGGAGACAAGAUCCUAUCUGGUGGCAUGGACGGAUAUCUUGGUGUUUCGUCGGUGACUCGAAGCAGUGCAGCCAUAGCAAAGCAUGGACCUUUCCUUCAAAGUCCAGUCGUUUGUAUUGCUCCCAGCAAGAGGCUUCUCCUCAUGCGCUACCCCAAUACAGUGGAGAUCUGGAAAUUAGGAGAAACAACUGGCAAGAGGGAGAUAAACUUAGACGUAAGUGAAGAACCGGGUGAAGAACGCAAACACUUGGGUCUCAAAACAGCUCCGCAGAAGCUUCUCGAGAUGAGAAGUAAACAUGGCCACCCCAUCACCUGCAGUGCCCUCUCGCCCGAUGGCAACUGGUUGGUGUACUCCACAAUGACUGAAAUUCGGAUGUUCUCCUUUGCAGCUGGAGAGGAUGAAAAUGUAUCGCAAGUGGACCGAAUCAAAGAUCUGCCUCAAGAGUUUGGUGCCUGCAAAAAUAUUCUCUUUUCUCACGACUCCAGCACUUUGUUCCUGAGCAAAAUAAACAAAUCAAUUGAAGUGUUUAGCAUACUCUCCAAUGGAGACAUCGACCAUUCGCAGACUAUCGACGCCUCCAAGUACAUCAAAGACACAAUUCACCUGGUGGACGUAUCAAAUUGCGGGAAUUACUUUGUCACCGCCGGAACCUGUCGAACGAUCGCGGUGUGGAUCAAGAAAGGAAAACACUACAAACACCAUUUGAAUUUACCUCGCUACACAGCAGCCACAACUGCGAUAUCCAUCCACCAGGACUCCCCCCGACUAGUUGCGGUGUUUUCAGACUCGAAAAUCUUCGAGUACGACCUGGAAGAGAUGUGCUUCACCUGCACGGACAAGGAUUUCUUUGUCAAGGAAUCGGAAACUCACUGUGUGAAUAGCAUCAUUCUGGAUCGACGAAAUCCCAAUAUUUUUGUUCUCCACAAUGAUACCACUUUGUUUGUUCUGGAGAAAUGCACAUCCGAGGAUGUUGACAGUAAAAUCACCAAAAAGAAGAAGCAAACGACGGAUAGCAAAGUCGCUGGGUUGAGACUUAAAUUUCAGAAAAAUUAUCAGCAUUUUAUUCACCUGACAUGGUUGAGUGCCGAUGAACUGGUGGCCGUAGGAGUGAAUCCAAUUUCGUUGAUUGAACAACUGCCAGGAGCGUUUGCUCAGAAGAAAUUCGGAGCGGCGUAAAUAUCAAUUUCUAGUUUUAAUUUAAAAUAAUAAAAACAAAAAUAUAUCUAAUUUUUAAAAAA